Meriones unguiculatus (Mongolian gerbil) is the source of this 1932-nucleotide messenger RNA. RefSeq names its product zinc finger protein 883-like. Gene Ontology annotation, molecular function: RNA polymerase II cis-regulatory region sequence-specific DNA binding; DNA-binding transcription factor activity. The transcript is spliced from 4 exons. Gene Ontology annotation, biological process: regulation of transcription by RNA polymerase II. Lineage: Eukaryota; Metazoa; Chordata; Mammalia; Rodentia; Muridae. The annotation marks the transcript as partial. The record is from RefSeq and is a predicted model, not a curated record.
AUGCUAAAGCCAGAGGUUGCACUGGUCCAGCUUUUGGCAAGAUUGGGGGACCCGCAGCCAUGGGAUCCAGGAGCUCAGUAUCCUCUUGGGGCAUAUCUCCUGCCCCUGAAGCCGGUCUCAGUGUCUCCUGUAUCCCCAAGGACUCCUGCAUGUGCAGGCUGCAGUCAAGGACCCAAGGAUCUGAACACAGGAGAGGGUGAGCCAUCAGCCGGGAUAGGGGGACUGCCUGAAGGCACCCAAAAAGGUGUGAGCUCUCCCAAGAUGGCGUCUACUUGCCAGGGAAGGCGCAGUCCGCUCUCCUGCCUGCAGGACGGUCAAGCUGACUGGCGUCCAGCUCUACUCUCCUCGCAAGAGCUUCAGGACACUUUCCCAGUGAGACCCAGGGAUGGAACCACCUGCAGCUUUAAAUGCACUCUAUGUGGUAAAGCCUUCCCCUAUAUCACUGUUCUUCUAUGGCAUAAAAGAACAAACACUGGAGAGAAGCCUUACAAAUGUAAUCAAUGUGGUAAAGCCUUUGCAAAAAGCAGUCAGCUCAUACAGCAUAAAAGAAAAGACACUGGAGAGAAACCUUAUGAAUGCAAUGAGUGUGGUAAAGCCUUUGCACAAAACAGUCAUCUCAUAAGCCAUAAAAGAACACACACUGGAGAGAAACCUUAUGAAUGUAAUGAGUGUGGCAAAGCCUUUGCAGAAAACAGUACUCUCUUAAGCCAUAAAAGAACACACACUGGAGAGAAACCUUAUGAAUGUAACCAGUGUGGUAAAGCCUUUGCACAAAACAGUGCUCUCUUAAGCCAUAAAAGAACACACACUGGAGAGAAACCUUAUGAAUGUAAUGAGUGUGGUAAAGCCUUUGCAGAAAAGAGUACUCUCUUAAGACAUAAAAGAACACACACUGGAGAGAAACCUUAUGAAUGUAAUGAGUGUGGUAAAGCCUUUGCACAAAACAGUCAUCUCUUAAGCCAUAAAAGAACACACACUGGAGAAAAACAUUAUGAAUGUAAUGAGUGUGGCAAAGCCUUUGCAGAAAACAGUACCCUCUUAAGCCAUAAAAGAACACACACUGGAGAGAAACCUUAUGAAUGUAACCAGUGUGGUAAAGCCUUUGCACAAAACAGUGCUCUCUUAAACCAUAAAAGAACACACACUGGAGAUAAACCUUAUGAAUGUAACCAGUGUGGUAAAGCCUUUGCACAAAACAGUGCUCUCUUAAGCCAUAAAAGAACACACACUGGAGAGAAACCUUAUGAAUGUAACCAGUGUGGUAAAGCCUUUGCACGAAACAGUCAUCUCGUAAGAUAUAAAAGAACACACACUGUUGAGAAACCUUAUGAAUGUAACCAUUCUGGAAAAACCUUUGCAGAAAACAGUACUCUCUUAGGCCAUAAAAGAACACACACUGGAGAGAAACCUUAUGAAUGUAAUGAGUGUGGUAAAGCCUUUGCACAAAACAGUCAUCUCAUAAGCCAUAAAAGAACACACACAGGAGAGAAGUCUUACAAAUGUAAUCAAUGUGGUAAAGCCUUUGCAAAAAGCAGUCAUCUCAUGAGGCAUAAAAGAACACAUACUGGAGAGAAAAUUUAUGAAUGUAACCAGUGUGAGAAACUUUAUGAAUGUAACCAGUGUGGCAAAGCCUUUGCAGAGAAGAAUAAUCUCAUAAGGCAUAAAAGAACACACACUGGAGAGAAAAUUUAUGAAUGUAACCAGUGUGGUAAAGCCUUUGGAAAAAACAGUACUCUCAUAUGGCAUAAAAGAACACACACUGGAGAGAAACCUUAUGAAUGUAACGAGUGUGGUAAAGCCUUUGCACAAAACAGUACUCUCAUAAGCCAUAAAAGAACACACACUGGAGAGAAACCUUAUGAAUGUAGUGAGUGUGGUAAAGCCUUUGCACAAAACAGUAAUCUCAUAUGGCAUAAAAGAACACAUACUGGA